Molecule: messenger RNA, 816 nt
Organism: Lottia gigantea (owl limpet)
Lineage: Eukaryota; Metazoa; Mollusca; Gastropoda; Lottiidae
Exons: 4
Coding region: 1-816 (271 amino acids)
Biological process (GO): G protein-coupled receptor signaling pathway; cell surface receptor signaling pathway
Cellular component (GO): membrane
Molecular function (GO): G protein-coupled receptor activity
Source: RefSeq, a predicted model, not a curated record
AUGUUGUGUUCUUGGAUUGUAUUUUUGGCGGGAAUAAACCAAACAGACGAUUAUGGUGGAUGUAUAGCCGUUGCCGUAUUACUCCAUUAUUUCAUAUUAGCUUCCUUUAUGUGGAUGUUAAUGGAAGGUAUCCUACAAUACUUGUUGUUUGUCAGGGUUCUUGGAACCUACUUUGAAAACUACAUGUGGAAGACUGCUAUUUCGGCAUGGGUAUUACCUUUAGUCCCGAUUAUUGUUAUGUUAGCUAUUGAUAUUGAUCUGUACAAUGGUGGUAAUACUUAUUGUUGGAUGUCAUUAACUGGGUUUUAUUAUGGAUUCUCUAUCCCAGUUGGGGUUAUUAUACUAGCUAAUAUUAUCAUAUACAUCAUGGUAACUUGUAGUAUAUGUAACAGACGGAAUAUUAAUACUGGCGAUUCGAAAUCAACUUCCAGAUCAACUCUCACCAAUAUUAGAGCUUCCUUCUGCUGUUUCAUCAUUUUAGGUAGGUUCAGUUGGAUUUUUGGUUUCCUUGCAAUAUCAGAUGCCAGAUUAGUAUUCCAGUAUAUAUUUACUAUCAUCAAUUCUAUACAAGGUUUCCUCAUAUUUGCACUCUUCACCCUGAGAGAUAAGAAUGUCCGUGACUACUGGCAAGAACUGUGUUGUUAUAGGUCGAAAUUUAAUGGACAAUCUAGUAAACAAAGGACCAAGACUAGUUCCGAAUCAGCAGCGAAAAACUCCAGUGAUUUGACUUUCUCAGAUGUAAGAAAAAACAGCACUACUGUGAACGACAUUAACAGCAACGAUCAACGACAAGAGCCAUAUACACAGCAAUUGUAA